GCCUUGAGAUUUAUUUUAAACUCCUGAUUCAUUGGGAGCAGCUGACAGACCUGAGCAGGCCUAGAUGUGAUCCUCAGUGUCUCACAGGAGCUUUGGAGACCUUUUGGUCAGCAGCGCUCUCCUGACAAGGAACAUAAGGAGUGCGCUGGCGUAGGUCUGGUGUUGGGUACAGAAUCCACCUAGAAAUCCUCCUUUUUUUUCCCUGGUGGUGUCAGACAGGUGGUGAUUCAGCUUCCAAAACAAGCUGCUGCUGGUUUGCAAUGCAAGUAGAGUGAAUGUGGAACUGCUUCCAGCAGAAGGAAACAUUUCUGGGAAGCAAGCUGGAGUAUUUCCAAACCAAUGUCCCAUGGAAGACAAGAAGCAUUAUUAAAAGAGGCUGAAGGCACAGUAGGGGAGAAGUGUCUUAUCUUGACAAGUGCAGCCUGUGGGUGUAGAGCAUGGGAGAGAGGUUAAAUCACCCUUUCAGAUCCUAUGUGGUGUAAUUCAUCCUUUUGAGCUAUUUAUGUCCAAUUAUCUAUUGGCUGCCAUCGGGAUAAAUACGGUUUUGGUUUCUCUCUUGCAGACCCAAGGCUGUAAUGAUAACCAAAAAGCUGAAUUUCUGUCUGGGUUUGUGGCUGAGUCAUUGUGGGAUUUCUUACAGCACAUGCAUUUGUUCUAUUAGGCCUGGCUUUUCUGAAUCAGAAUUUAUGAGAUCUCAAGCUUCAAGCCUCUAGUGUGUUGUCCCAACUUCAUAAAUGCUGAAGAAGUGGGAGUUAAGAACCCUGCUAUUAAACCCAAAAUAAACCACUUUUCUUUCUACAUACGUUGAGCAAACUUCUGGCUUUCCUCGAUUACCUAAUGGGAGGGAGAGCUGCUGCUUUUGGCGCUGAGGUGAAAGUAAAAUCUGCCCUGUUUUCAGAGUAUUUAUUUGGAAAAACUUGCACAGCUGAGUUUAUGGAAGUUUCAUAUUUUCAGACCAAACUCAUCACCUUUCAGGAGCUCUUGAGUGCCCUUGUUUUCCUGUUAGAUGGUCUCUAAAUAGAGCAUUCAUCUUCUCCCAGGAAAUACUUGCUGGCUUGGGUUUUAAUUAAAACCUGGAUUUCAGUCACGACAAAUUACAGGAUGCCAGGAAACACUUUAAAAUUUUCUCUGAGCGUUGUGUCGUGCUUAACAAAGAUUUUUGCCUUUUCCUAAAUAAACAGGGAUGUGUUCAGUAAGGAUCAUUCUUUUUUGCUUGUAUACCUACAAAGGGCUUUUGUAUAAAUAAGUAGAGGCGUUCAUCAUCUAUUAAAUUCCUAUUAUUUUUUUUCCAGGUAAUGCAUUAAUACAUUAAUACAGCAGAAACAUUUUUCAGGAAGAGCUUGUGUGUUGAGGUGGUGGGUGAUGGGUGGGAUGUAGCCAGGCAAACAGUGCUCAGGUGCUCUCAUAGUUUGUUGUGGUACAGAAGGUGAAGUAAGUGUUUUAGAGGAGAUGUUUGAAGAACAACAGCAACAAGUUCCCCACAUGCCAAACCCUUCCCAGUCUGGAGAGAAUUCCCAGGGAGUGUUAAUGUUACAAAUCUCCUUUACAGAAAAUUGGUGUUUAUGUGAUAGACUGAUAACAUCUGAACAGGAUUAGGAACUGGCCUCUGGGUGCUGAAGAGGUGGAAGGCACCGGGGGAGUGUGGAUAAAGUGCUAGAGCUGGUGCUGCUUACAGAAAUGCUGCACUUGGCACAUCUGGCCUGGGAUCUAAUGCCUUCUCUAUUGCUCUCCUUCCUUAACUCUCUGAAAAAAUGUAAACUAUUGUUUUUUUGUUUUUUUGUUUUUUUUUUUUUCAUCCAGUGCUUGGUUGUCCCAUAUCACAGCAUUUAAGCAAUCUGCUCUGCUUCCCUUCUCUUCUCAGAUGAAGCUCCAGAGAUGCUGUCUGACCUAGUUUUAACUUAACAUGCACUAAAAUGGUUGAAUUUUAUAUGCACUGGCAACUUUCAUUUUGCUUAAAUAAGGGGGAGGGAUUCUAUUCUUAAUUAAAUACACCACACUGGAGAUUUAUAGACACUUGGCACAACCUGGCAGGCAAACUGUAUAAUUCCUGAUUGAUCUAGUAGCAAGUAUUCUUUUUAUUUUAGUGCUUGCACAUUUAGUUCAUUAACAAACUAACAAAAGUUUAACAAACUAACAAAAGUUUAACAAACUAACUGACACAUAAUGGAGAACUCCCUGAAAAUGGAGGCUUUGGAGUGGCAUACUGGAUUGAGUUAGACUGAAGUUACCCACAUUAAAAGUGGUUUUGCUAUAAUGGAAGGAUAAAUGUUUUAUCCAGUAAAAUUUUUGUUUUGCAGAUGGCUUGUUCAAUCAGUAUAUCAGUCAGCAAGAGUACAAACCUCGCUGGGGGCAGAUUAUCCCCAAAAGCACCAAAGGUGACGGGGAAGACAGUCGGCCAGGGAUGAGAGGUGGCCAUCAGAUGGUUAUAGAUGUGCAGACAGAAACUGUUUAUUUGUUUGGUGGCUGGGAUGGAACUCAGGAUCUGGCUGACUUCUGGGCAUACAGUGUGAAGGAAAACCAGUGGACCUGUAUAUCCAGGGAUACUGAGAAAGAGAGUGGUCCCAGUGCCAGGUCCUGUCACAAGAUGUGCAUUGACAUCCAGAGGCGGCAGAUCUACACCCUGGGGCGGUACCUGGAUUCCUCUGUGAGGAACAGCAAGUCCCUGAAAAGUGACUUCUACCGCUACGACAUCGACACCAACACCUGGAUGUUACUGAGCGAGGAUACUGCAGCAGAUGGAGGCCCCAAGCUGGUGUUUGAUCAUCAGAUGUGCAUGGAUUCUGAAAAACACAUGAUCUACACUUUUGGAGGCCGAAUUCUGACCUGCAAUGGCAGUGUGGAUGACAGCAGAGCCAGUGAGCCCCAGUUCAGUGGCUUGUUUGCUUUUGACUGCCGGUGCCAGACGUGGAAACUUCUGAGGGAGGAUUCCUGCAACGCCGGACCCGAGGAUAUCCAGUCCCGGAUAGGACACUGCAUGUUGUUCCAUUCUAAAAACCGCUGCUUGUACGUAUUUGGUGGCCAGAGAUCAAAGACUUACUUGAAUGACUUCUUCAGUUACGAUGUGGACAGUGACCACGUGGAUAUUAUCUCAGAUGGCACAAAGAAAGAUUCAGGGAUGGUUCCAAUGACAGGUUUCACUCAAAGGGCCACCAUUGAUCCUGAACUGAAUGAAAUCCACGUCUUGUCAGGGCUCAGUAAGGACAAGGAGAAGCGGGAAGAGAACGUAAGGAAUUCCUUCUGGAUUUAUGACAUUGUGAGGAACAGCUGGUCUUGUGUCUAUAAGAACGACCAGGCAGCCAAAGAGAAUCCAGGUAAAAGCCUUCAGGAGGAGGAGCCCUGCCCAAGGUUUGCCCAUCAGCUGGUGUAUGAUGAGUUGCACAAGGUUCAUUACUUAUUUGGAGGGAAUCCUGGUAAAUCCUGCUCUCCAAAGAUGAGAUUAGAUGAUUUCUGGUCUCUCAAGCUCUGUCGACCUUCAAAGGAAUACCUGCUAAGGCACUGCAAAUACCUCAUCAGAAAGCACAGGUUUGAAGAGAAAGCUCAGACUGACCCUCUUAGUGCACUGAAGUACCUGCAGAAUGAUUUAUAUGUAACUGUGGAUCACUCGGACCCUGAGGAGACAAAGGAGUUUCAGCUUCUUGCCUCAGCAUUAUUUAAGUCUGGCUCGGAUUUCACGACUCUUGGAUUUUCAGACGUUGACCACACGUAUGCCCAGAGAACUCAGCUGUUUGACACGCUAGUCAACUUCUUCCCAGACAACAUGACCCCUCCUAAAGGCAACCUGGUGGACCUCAUCACGCUGUAAUGGAGCAAUCACUGGACACAUGGAAGAGGGGAAAAGCAUCCAUUUUCAGUAUUUUAAUUUUUUUACUGCAUUGAUUGACUGCUGGGAUGAAGUUAAUAUAAUAACCCCUAGGUGUUUGAAAGGGGUUUUAUACUUGUAUGGUGAAUCCCUGGAGCUUUUCCCUUGGAGUAGGUUAAUAAAAUGUAACUGACGUA
Molecule: messenger RNA, 3996 nt
Organism: Oenanthe melanoleuca
Lineage: Eukaryota; Metazoa; Chordata; Aves; Passeriformes; Muscicapidae
Gene: MKLN1
Product: muskelin 1
Exons: 12
Coding region: 2402-3802 (466 amino acids)
Cellular component (GO): cytoplasm
Molecular function (GO): protein binding
Source: RefSeq, a predicted model, not a curated record